AGGGGCACCCUCUUCUGGGCGCUUUCAAGAAAGUUCCUUGAAGGUGGCUUUUCAAAUGGCUGUUUUUUGUUUUUGCUUUGCCUUCUUUAUGCCUUUCAGGACCUCUAGUGGGAGAUUAAGUUAACAAAGUAAUAUAUUUAAGAAGAGGCUGAGAUUUUUCGCCUAGAGUAGAAUAAAGUACAAUCGGUUUUUUCUCACAUUUUAAUCCCUACAACCACUUUUUCUCCUUUCUUCAUAGUACAUUUGCAGAAAGCUAUUAAGAUUCAGCACAACAGUAGCUAUGUACUGCCAGUACACAAACUCUAUUUCCGGGAAAAUCACCCCACUCCGGCGCUUUGAUACGAGGCUGGUCGCUUCCCUUGAAUAUUUGGUGAUGUCAUGCGCAGUGAGCGGGGACCUACGGGUGGAGGUGUGGACACUAACUGUUGCUCUUGGAGGGGUGCGCAUCAGCAAAAAUGGCGCCGUGCAGGACUUCCUUGCUAACGUUAAUAGUAUUGCUGCUGUUAUGUGGGACUCCGAGAAUCCAGGGACUGUGGAGACAAGUGAGGAUCAUCACAGACAAGAACUGGAAGGAGCUACUGGAAGGAGAAUGGAUGAUUGAAUUUUAUGCUCCAUGGUGUCCUGCUUGUCAGAACCUUCAGCCAGAGUGGGAAGAUUUUGCAAAAUUGGGGGAAGAUCUUGGGGUUAAUAUUGCAAAAGUGGAUGUCACAGAGCAGCCAGGUCUCAGUGGUCGGUUUAUCAUAACUGCACUUCCCACUAUCUACCACUGUAGAAAUGGAGAAUUUAGAAGAUAUCAAGGCCCCAGGACUAAAGAGGACUUCAUAAAUUUCAUAAGUGACAAAGAAUGGAAAAGUAUUGAACCUGUUUCUUCUUGGUUUGGGCCAGGUUCUUUUCUGAUGAGCAGUAUGUCGGCUCUUUUUCAGCUAUCUAUGUGGAUUAGGACUUGCCAUAACUAUUUUACAGAAGAUCUUAAAAUGCCUGUUUGGGGAUCUUAUGCCAUUUUUGCCUUAGCAACUCUCUUCUUAGGCCUUAUAUUAGGACUUAUUAUGGUAUUUGUGGCAGACUUCCUUUGUCCUUCAAAAAAAAAUAAAUCACAGCAAUCUCCCUAUUCAAAAAAAGUCCUGCCAGAAUCUGCUCAUCUUUUUAAAAAAUUGGAACAAGAACAAGAGGCAGAUGAAGAUCAUUCAGAUGAUGAAUUGGAGAAUCAUUCAUCAAGAAAAGACUUUUCACAGACUGCAAUGAGACAGCGCAUCGUCAAUCCUCUUUCAGUAGUGGAUAAAUUUUAGUUUUCUUAGUUAAUUUAAGUUAUUGUUUUGACAAAACUAUGAAGAAUGAUAAUUAACUUUUUGGUUUGAAAUAACUGACAUGUACAUUUGUAGCAAUUAGAUAUUUUUAAACAGUUUACUUUUUUAAAAAAAUAAUAUUGUCAGCUGGAAUGGAAAGCUAAAAUAGACUUUGAAAAUAGUUUGGUGGCUCACCCAGUUCCUCAAAAUAGAAAAACCUGAUUUCAAACAAUUUGAUAGAUGUCUCUUUUUCUUUAAUUAUAAUUUAUUUUUUAAGUGUAAAUUGAAAAUUAUAGGUCCACUGUAUUACCCUUUGGGGUUAUUUAAAGAGUUUAUGCUAAUUAGUUUCAUUUUAAGAGAAAACAUUCAUUAUUUAUAUAAAAUUCAGUUUCAUUUUUGGAAAAAAAUUAAGCAAAACUCUUCACCUUAAGUGAGAAUUUUUCUUAAUGUCUUGUAAGAAAAUAUAUUUCACAAUAAACUUUGAUCUUUUAUAGUGAUGUAGGCCUAAUUUUGCUCAUAUCUAUGUUAAUGUUAAUAAAAGUGAUUGCUUUUAAUUAUACUACUUUCUGUAAAUGAUAACAAUUAACAAUAGAAACUUAGCAAUCAUAAGUUCUAUUUUUAUAAUGUCUUAAUUUCAUCUAAUGUCAACAAUCAUGGCUUUUUUUUGGGUUAUUUUAUGUAAAGUUAAAGUAUUCCCUUCUGCACAAAAUCUAUUUAUUUGCACAUUUUCUUACAUCUGAAAUUUUAUUUUAACUCCAUUACUUUACUCAGAAUGAAUCAGUUCAUUUCCUGUGACUUUAAAGAUCGAUUUUCUUAGUCUGUGAUCCUGUGAUCUUUUGGAAGUGAAGUAAACAUUUUUCAUAUUAUUUGGGAUUUGAACAAUUAUUUUGUAGAAAAACAGUAUUUUGAAUUUCACAUGAUUCAGGAAUUAACAUAGAAAAAUCUUUUUAUAAAUAUAUUUUUAAAAAUGGAAAUUUGCUUUUGUGCAAAUGAAAAUAUUGAAAUAUGCUUAAAAUUUUAGCAUUGUCUAUUAAUAAUUGAUAAUCGCUCAAGUAGUCCUUUGUUCAAUUAAAUUACUUUUGAUAAAAAAAUAAAAAUUGCUGAUAAUUUGAUAUCCGAACUACUUCAAAGCAAACAACUUUUUAAAUUUUAAACUAUUCAAAAAAUAUUUUGUAACAUUUAGCUGUUUAAUAAUUAGGAAUUAUUAAUGGUAGCUAGCCAAAAAAGCUCCCAAACCCAAGGUUCUCUACUCAUAUUGGAAAAAAAGCAUUUUAUAUCUAGUAAUUUUGAUAUAUUUUUGUCUUCAUUAAAGAAAAUUUUUAAUUCAUUUUUGCCAAGUUUAAUAUAUUUUGUCACAGAGUUUUUAAAAUAACAUUUCCAAGUUUUUGAGAAAAAGAGCUAUACUCAUACUUUAGAGAGUUGGAACCUAGAAAAUGUGACUUAGAAAAUAAAGAUACAGGGAAGACCAAAACUUGUGAUAAGCUACCAGAGAAAAAUACCUUAAGAGUUCUUUCAAAAACAUGUGCUUUCUUUUUCAUGUGCUUACAGUAUCUUCUUUCUUUAUAUAGUCCUAACAUGAACUCAGUAAUUUUUUGUUCAAUAUUGUUUAAAAGGAUUUUCUUUUAAAAUAAUGAAUAUUCACAGACUAAAGCCUCCUGAAUUUCAAAAAAUGACCUAAUAUUUGAUGUGACACUGUGUUUAAAAAUUUGUUUAAAAAAACAAAAACAAAACCUGUCUACAAAUUUUUCUAAACAAAUGAAAUUUUUUUAUUUGUAUACUAACAAAAUAAAACUAAUGGAUUUGUAUUUGUAUGAAAUGUUCAAAGUAAUAUGCAUUUAUAUUUGUUGGGGAAGGGUUAUUUUAUUUUUUAAUUACAUCCUAUUUUUGUAUGGUUGUUUUUUUUUUUUUCUUUGUAAACCAUUUUGUUCUUAAUGGUGCCUGGUGAAAGGGUGCAAGAUAGUUGGUUAUAGUUAAAUCUUUACUUUAUAAUGAUUAGAAUCAUCGUGAUUACUGUGGAAUGGAAAUAGCUUUAUUUUUCUUGAUCUUGUCCCUACUAAGAAACCAACUUCACAGCUGACGAUGAUUUCUAAAAGCUAUGUUUUUUGUCUCUGAUAUUUUUAUAUUUUCCAAAUAAUUUUAUGCUAACUGCAUUAUCUUAAUAUUUUAAAAUUAAAUUUUAUUUCUUUUUUACAAAGAUUUAUCUUCUCUUCUUCCCACCUUUCAUUGACAAAACAAUGAAAAACAAAACACAUUUUAUAAGCAUAUAUAGUCAGGCAAAACAAAUUUCCAAAUUGACCAUGUCAAAAAAAAAAAAGUUUGAAUCUGGACUCCUUUGUCUACAAGUAUAUUGCAUGUUUCAUCAUCAUUCCUUUGGAAUUGUGGUUGGCCUUUGUGUUCCCUGAAUUUUUCAAAGUUGUUUAUUUUGAUAAUGUUGUUACUGUAUAAGUAAUUUUCUUGGUGCUUUUCACUUCACUUUAUAGUCAUAUAAGUUCCUCAGAUUUCUCUCGAGCCGUACCUUUAAUCACUUCUUAAUGUAUAGUAAUAUUCCUUUAUAUUCACAUACCUGCUCAGUCAUUUCCCCAAUUGGUGGACAUCCCCAAUUCCCAAUUCUUUUUAACCACAAAAAAAAACUUCUUAUAAUUUC
This is a messenger RNA of Antechinus flavipes (yellow-footed antechinus), 3927 nucleotides long. RefSeq names its product thioredoxin related transmembrane protein 1 (gene TMX1). Bases 456 to 1286 code for a protein of 276 amino acids. The record is from RefSeq and is a predicted model, not a curated record. The transcript is spliced from 8 exons. NCBI's taxonomy places the organism in Eukaryota, Metazoa, Chordata, Mammalia, Dasyuromorphia, Dasyuridae.